AUGACACCCGCUGCAAGUCUGAAUGAGACGCCAAGAUCCAAAAAUUACACGGGCGAAGUGUUUAUAUACACGAUUAGCGCUUCAAUGUCGGCUAUCAAACCACGAGGCCUGCUGGUUAUGUACCUAGCCAGACUUCAGAGAGAGAAAGUAUUAAUGGGAAAGGAGCAUGACAUCGGCAAUAUUUGUCGGAAGCACCUCGAAGAGUGUCUGCGGGAGGUUUUGAUACUGACGCUGAUUCUGCUUAUUGACAUGCUCGGGCGUGUUAAGCUAUUCCGCAAACACGAGGAUGACGGAUGGACUAUGCAUCUGAUUGAGGCCGCGGCAUGCCGCCUAGACGAAUUAAGCGAAGACUUGCCGAAAAGUUCUUGA
This is a messenger RNA of Suillus plorans, 369 nucleotides long. RefSeq lists its product as uncharacterized. NCBI's taxonomy places the organism in Eukaryota, Fungi, Basidiomycota, Agaricomycetes, Boletales, Suillaceae. Bases 1 to 369 code for a protein of 122 amino acids. The transcript is spliced from 6 exons. The record is from RefSeq and is a predicted model, not a curated record.